Messenger RNA from Brassica rapa (field mustard), 4080 nucleotides. RefSeq lists its product as uncharacterized. The record is from RefSeq and is a predicted model, not a curated record. Lineage: Eukaryota; Viridiplantae; Streptophyta; Magnoliopsida; Brassicales; Brassicaceae.
UAAGUUUUUGUUACAAAAAUAACCCUCAAUGAAAAAAAUAACCAAAAUAAGUUUUAUUAUUUUUACCAUAUUCCACAUUAAACUUUUAAUAGCCAGAAAUAUUAGGGAAAUUUGCCAAAUCUGACUCAAAACUUGAUUUAAUCCCAAAAAUAUCACAAACUUGAAUCAAAUGCAAAAAUAAUCUAAAAUUCUAGUAAAAUUAACCAGCUCCUUAUGACCAAAUAAAAAGACCAUAAUUUAUUUUUACGAAUAUAAUCCCGUAAAGUCUUCUGAAAUUUUGCAAGUCUUCUGAAGUUCUGUAAGUCUUCUGGAAGAUUUCCAGGAAGUCUUCUCAUAUAGUAGAUCUUAAAAAUAAUUUAUAAAUUUUGUUAAAAAAUAUUUUGAUAUGGAAAAAAUUGAAAUCAUGUAAUUAUAAACAGUUGUAAGUGAUAUAAAUUAAUAUAUAAUAAAAUUGAAAUGUUUUCAACAUAGAUGAGUGAAAGUAGUGAGUUAUGAUAUUCUUUGGUUUAGGGUUUGACAACAUAUGUUGUAGUAUUGUAUGUAUUCUUAGGGUUAGAUUUUGAAAGCUUAAUAUUUUUUUGAAACAAUAAAUUUUGACAUAUAUGUGUUUAGUUUUGUGUAUAUUAAACACUUUUUAAGUUGAAUGAAGUGUUUGUUUCUAUUUAGUUAGUUAUUUGAGUUAAGAAUUUAUAUUUAGGGUCUAGACAACUUCUAGAAAGUCUUCUGGUGAUUAGUAUUUUGUCAGUUAGAAGACUUCCCUGAAAAUCUUCUAACUACAGCUAAAAAUAUUUUAGUUUUCCGCUAAAAAUAUUUUAGUUUCUAGAAGACUUUCAAGUAAGUCUUUUUCAAGUAGAUUUUCUAGGAAGCCUUCUAUUAGAAGACUUACUUGAAAGUCUUCAGAAUCGAAAAAAAUUAACUUUAUUGGAAUUUUUGUCUCCCUUUACAAAAACAAUUUACACAUUCCCUCUAUUCUUCUCAAAUGGCUGCAACAAAAAUGUAAUGUUCCUCAUUCUAAAACUCUCCAACCUCUCUCUCUAAUCUCUAUGAACUUAAAAACACCAAACUUUAUAUCAAUUUAUAGUUAUUUCAUGUCUUCUCACUAAUUUAUUUUGUUUUUGCAGGUUUUUCAUUACAUGGUUCUCAUCUUCCACUUAUUUAAAGGCAGAUCUAUAACUCAUAUUUUUCUUAUUUGGUAACCUAAUGUUGCUUAAAGCUCUUACCUUUUGAAAACUCUUUUGUUUUUUUUUAAAGCUCUUACCUUAUUUUUGAAGUUUUUUUAUGUUUUGAAGUCAUUUGAAUGUUUUUGGAUAUGCAGAUUUUUUCAGAUCUAAGACAGACGUGGAAGGAAGCCUUCUCGAAAGUUUUCUAACCUUUAAUGCACUAGAAUAAGUGUCUUCUCUCAUGUCCCCUCUUUCAUUUCAGAUCUAAUUGUUUUGGUAAGUUUAUAUGUGAUUUUUCUUCAUUUGGUAACAUCUGGUUGUUUAAAGCUCUUAUCUUUUUCACAAUUUAUCAUUUUUUGUAAGCACCAAACUUUAUAUUAAUCUAUCAUUUUUUUUCUCAUAUCAUUCUCACUAAUUCAUCUUGUUUUGUAGGUUUUUCAUUACAUAGUUCUCAUCUUCCAUUCCUUUAAAGGUAGAUCAGUAAAUUAUAUUUUCUUAUUUGGUAACCUCUUGUUACUUAAAGCUUUUACUUUUUUAGAAAAUUUUUUUAGUUGUUUUAAGCUAUUACCUUAUUUUUGAAGUUUUUCUAUGUUUUGAAGUCAUUUGAAUGCUUUUGGAUAUGCAGGUUUUUCAGAUCUGAGACAGAUUUGGAAGACUUCUAAAGAGGUCUUUUCGGAAGUCUUCUAACAUUUAAUACACUAGACGACUUCUUGGAAGUCUUCUGGAAGUCUUCUGACAAAGUCUUCUUCCAUGUCAAGUGGAAUCUAAGCUUGUAUUUACGGAGGAAUGAGCUAUAAUAGUUUUGUUUAUGGUUUGUUUUGUAAUUUGUAUGUGUACUCUUUUAAUUAGUUGUGAUUUUUUUUGUAAAUUUGAAAAGAUAUAAAUGAAAAAAUUUGGUAAAUAUGUUCAUGUCUACAAUACUAUCUUGCCAAACGUAUUUGACAUUAUUGAAGUUAUUGAUACAACUUCAAUAGCAAAACACAAUAACACAAAAAAAAGUCAAAUUUACUACAACUAAUGGAUAAAACUUCUAAAAAAAACUUAGUCAAAUUCACAAAGAUCAAACAUUACAUUAGUUCAAACUUAUAACAGUUUCACUAGAAGUCUUCUGGAAGUCUUCCGGAAGUUUCGGAAAACUUAAAUUUCAAGCGGAAAAUUUAAAUAUAAGGGGGAAUUUAAGCGGGAGAGGAGGAGAACACUCCUACUCAAGAAACUGAGGAAGGCAGUAUGGGUUUUCACACUGCAGAUGAAGAGAGUGUAAAAAGUGGUGAGGAGAGUUCAUCUGUCUACUCAGACCCAACUAGUCUUGUCAGAGAUUCAAACGAUUCAGAUAGCAGUCCUGCCUCAAAUUUGUCUCCUGAUGAAAACCACAAUAGCGUUGAUUCACUAAGUGCAGAGAACUCACAUGUCUCCUUAGAACCAACCAGUCCUGAAGCCAGAGAUUGUAGUACUACUUCAGAUCAACAAACAUGUGUAGAUUCACCUCUUCCUAUAUCUCCCCAUUCAGGAAAUGAGUAUCAAGGAACUCAAUCUAAAGAAGAAGAUUCCACAGAUGAAUCUGUGAGCAUUAUUACCAAGGAGCACAAGCUUUUAACUGGAAUAUUCCAGUGGUUUUUGAAGUGUAGACGCAGUUUUUCCAGUGAAGAGAGUAAAGAGAACCAAGUUGAUUGUUAUUCUGAGUCCCAUACCCAAGCUUUAUCUUCUCCUAGUAAUGGAGACUCAGAUUCCAAUCUGAUGAAGACUCUGAAGAACCUUGGACAGUCCAUGCUCGAACACAUUCAGGUAAUCGAGUUGAUUUUCCGACAAGAACCUGGUCUGGUGCAGGGAGGACUGAUAAGGAACAUUGAUAAAACAAAGUUUAUCGAAAAGGGGCAAGCCACAGCUACAACCGCUCUUAAGGAGCUUCGAAAAAUCAGUCACUUGUUGUCAGAUAUGUGAGGUGUUGUUUCUCUCAUUUCUUUGUAGUCAGCUCUGUAUAUACAUUCUGUAAUGUAUAUUACGUCAGAGUAAAUAAUAAAGAUGAUAGUUUCUGUAUUCAGUCAAAACGUUUAGUUUGAAAUGUCAAGAAUAGAGUUUCAGUGUCACUGAACCCAGUCUACCAUCUUCAUAGGUAUGAUGUCAAAAUAAAAUAAAAUAAAAUGAGUAUAGCUGUCAAUUGGGCUGUCUGUGUUUAUUUGUGCAUGUCCAUUUUGUUUGUGGAUAAAUAAUGAUCAUCUCCAUUAAGGACUGAAUCCACGGGUCCAUUAAAAACAUAUAAGAUAUAUUAAAAUUACAAAGCAAAUUUGAUACAAUGUGUCGUCCAAAAUACAAAGCAAACAAGCUACCAUACAAAUAUGCUAUAAUUAAUGAGUUUUGACCGGAAAUUUUGUUUUUGUGGUUUUUGCAUGAAACAAGAUUUUAUGGGGAAAAUGUUUUACGUUUCGGAGGGAAACUUGUUUUGUGGUUCAGGCGAAAAAACUCGUUUUUUUCGAAAAAAUUCAAUUUUGUGAUUUUGUGAAAAAAUUCAAUUUUGUGCUUUUGGUAGAAAAAAUGAUUUUUCCAAGAUAGUUACUUAGCUUCUAGUAGCUCUUAGUAGAUGGCCAGGCACUUUCCAACCACUUUUCUUGAUUCCUAACAGUUUCAGCAAAAAAAAUCAAUUUGGCGAGAAAAAUUAUUUUGUUAUUUUGGUGAAAAAUUCAAUUUUAUGGUUUUAACGAGACAGCAUAAUUUUAUUAUUUUUGUGGGAAAAUCCGCUUUUGGCUAGAAACAUUUUGUUUUUUUUUGGCGGAAAACACGUUUUUGCGAUUUUGGUAAGAAAACUCGAUUUUGAAGUUUUUGUGGAAAAUUGGAUUUUAAGUUUUUGGUGAAAAAAAUUAAUUUCUAUAAAAUUCUUAUUUUCCCAAAUUUUGUUUAACUAAAAAUUUUAUUUAUUUUUAGAUUA